GUGAUAAUGAUAGCACCUUCAUUAUGGGCGAUGUCACGCGAACUUUACAUGUAAGAACAUUUAACCUAGAGAAAAAUCAGUAUUUUUAAUCAUAUCAGGAAUUUUUUACAAGGAUUUUUUGGAGUCUAUAUCCUUUGUUUAGAAUGUUUGGAUAGCUCGACUAGUUGUGCUUGAUUUGGGUGUGAAAUGUUUAUCUAGUGAAAAUAAACUCAAAGUAUCUUAUAACGACAUGAAUCUUUCUUUCCCACAUAUCUCUAAACAAAAAAUAAAAUAAAACGGAACUUCUUACAACAUGAUUAUUUCAAAUAAACUCUGCGAUCAAUGUAAAAGUGGCAAAAAAUCGGGCGCUUCGGUAGAAAAGUUUGUUUACUUUUGGUUGGUCAGCGGACUAUCCCAAAGAGAGCGGGAAAGUCAGAAUCAAAAUGGCGGGCAACGAAGUCUUGAGCAGGUUCAAUAAACUCCCAACAAGAAACCAAGCUACUGCUUUGUUUGUAGGUGUGAAAGGAUCCGGUAAACACAAGAUAGCUAAUGCUCUUUUAAAGGAAUAUGCUGCAGACUUUCGAGUUCAAAUACGAAUUGCUACGUCUCUUCCCCUACCACCAGACACAGAUGACAGCAGACCAAGGAUUGAUUUCAUUGUUUUUUUCAUGGAUGCAUGUAACAAAACAAGCUAUGAUUUGGUCAAGUCUGCACUGCAUCAUGUUGAUAUUGAGUUUUUCUUAGGACAUUGCUGUUUUGUGGCUACUAGUGUAAGAAGUGAAUCUAACAUUGCUAUCAGCACACAAGACAUUACAAGACUAGCUAACAGCUAUGACUCUCCUCUUCUUUGUGGAGAAAUACAGACAGAGAGAGGUCAAAAGAUCUUGGCCAAAAAACUCAUCAGAUAUUUGGGGAUUGCUGCUGGAUUUAAUCCUGGUAUAACACCAAUGCUACUGGACACCACUAAACCAUCAUUAGUAAAUGAAGAAGAAGAAUCUAAUCUAACAUAAACUCACUGUACUAGAAAACUAUGAMUUAUUCCUGAA
Messenger RNA from Exaiptasia diaphana, 1025 nucleotides. RefSeq names its product centromere protein M. Bases 423 to 989 code for a protein of 188 amino acids. The record is from RefSeq and is a predicted model, not a curated record. NCBI's taxonomy places the organism in Eukaryota, Metazoa, Cnidaria, Anthozoa, Actiniaria, Aiptasiidae. The transcript has 6 exons.